Messenger RNA from Photinus pyralis (common eastern firefly), 2430 nucleotides. RefSeq names its product unc-112-related protein-like. Lineage: Eukaryota; Metazoa; Arthropoda; Insecta; Coleoptera; Lampyridae. The record is from RefSeq and is a predicted model, not a curated record. The coding region runs from base 252 to 2378 and encodes 708 amino acids. Gene Ontology annotation, biological process: cell-matrix adhesion; integrin-mediated signaling pathway. Gene Ontology annotation, molecular function: integrin binding. Gene Ontology annotation, cellular component: cell-substrate junction. The transcript is spliced from 9 exons.
CAGUUUUGUUGAUUUAUAAAUAGAAAUGUUAUAUUUAACGUUAACUUAGGAACACUAUUUAAGAGUUUAACUUAUUUUUUUACAUAUUUUGAUAAACUAAUGCACAAUAAUACUACUGUGAUUCGUAAUUAGUGACUGGAUACGUACGAGUGUUAUUAAAAUGAUCUGUGUUUGAAGAUUACCAUGAAUGUUUAAAGUGGGCGUGUAUGCUAAUUUGUGGUGCCGUUUGUUAACCGGAAAAAUCGCACAAAAUGAUAUCGAACGGACAAUUAAUUGGUGAUGGAUCGUGGAACUUACGAGUGUACGUUACCGACUUACAAACGGAACGUGUACUUCGGGUUAAAGGAGAUUUACAUGUUGGGGGUGUAAUGCUAAGGCUAGUUGAGGAAUUAGAAAUUUCGAUGGACUGGUCAGAUCACGCGCUAUGGUGGCCUAAUCGCAACGUUUGGCUAACGCGAACAAGAUCAACCCUCGAUCAGUGCGGAGUACAAGCUGACGCGCUGUUGCACUUUACCCCCAUGCACAAAGCUCUAAGAGUUCAACUUCCCGACUUGCGUUACCUUGACAUGAGGGUGGACUUUUCUAUUAAAACAUUUGCCGCCGUCGUCGGCGUUUGUAAGGAUUUGGGAGUUAGACAUCCUGAGGAACUGUCCUUUUGUAAGCCCUUAGAAUCGAAUUAUUUAAAAUAUAAUUACAAAGAAAAUUCAGAAAAGAAACGAAAAGAGAACGUUGCACAUAAGAAUGGCGCGGUUGCGCCGCCAGAUACGAAUACCUUUAUACCAAAUCAAAGUCCCCUCGGUAGUACGGGUAGUUUAGAUAAGACACCUCUUAUGUGUGCACCUGUAACUCCGCAAAAACCUCCAUCGUCGACACCACUAAACAGUCCUGGAAAUGUUACUAUAUGGAAUAAAUCGGACUACGACGCGAAUGGAAGCUACUCUCCAAAUUCAACUGCCAGUACCGACCAAAUGAAUGGCAGUGCUUAUAGCACUCUAGCGCAAAGUCCACCUUAUCCUAGUCCCGAAGCCAAGAAUCAUCUUAUACGACCGAAAACUUUGGUGGAAAAGGCGAGGAUGAAUGUGGCGUGGUUGGAUUCGUCACUCUCAAUUAUGGAGCAGGGGAUAAGAGAGCGAGACACGCUAUGCUUGCGAUUUAAGUUUUACUCUUUUUACGAUCUUAAUUCGAAAAUCGACGCGGUUCGUAUAAAUCAAAUCUACGAACAGGCGAGGUGGCAGUUGCUUAACGAAGAGAUCGAUUGCACUGAAGAAGAAAUGUUAAUGUUUGCUGCUUUACAGUUACAAGUCGCACUUCAAACUGGUCAACCACAACCAAAUUUCGACAAUGGCAAUUUAGUGUUUCCAAACGAAGAUGACAUCGAUGCGGCUCUAACGGACUUACAGACCACCUUGGAAGGUUCCACCAUCAACUCCCAGACCAACGACAUUACGCAAGUCCCAGAGUUGUACGACGAAUUACGAUUUUUGAAACCAAAACGCUUUACGCUGAAGGCGUUUAAAAAGUACUGGUUUACUUGUCGUGACCUGCACUUGUACCUGUAUAAAAGUAGAGAAGAGAUGAUUCAUCAUGGUAAUCCAGCACACUCCAUAAAUUUGAAAGGAUGCGAAGUUACUCCAGAUGUGAAUAUAAGCCAAAAUAAAUACGGAAUCAAAUUGGAGGUACCGAGUUCCGAAGGAAUGUCAGAAAUGUACAUUCGAUGCGACAAUGAAAAGCAGUAUGCCAAGUGGAUGGCCGCGUGUAGACUAGCUGCCAAAGGGCGAUCGUUAGCCGACAGCUCCUACAACACUGAGGUACAAACCAUUUUGGAUUUCAUCCAAAUGCAGAGGCCUAGUGAAACCGGUCCAGCAAUAAACCCCAAAUCGUUAGACAUUCAACCAGAAGAUUACAUUGCGCCGAGAUUUACUCGCAAAAUUAAAGGCCGGCUCGUCCAAAGAAUUCUGGAAGCUCACACCAAUGUAAAGGAAUUACCAUUAAUCGACGCAAAAUUAAACUACAUCAAGGCAUGGCAGUCCUUGCCCGAUUACGGAAUAUCGCUCUUUGUUGUACGAUUUAUGGGUCAGAAGAAAGAUGAACUGAUCGGCGUUGCACAUAACCGUCUCAUGAAAAUGGAUAUUAAUAAUGGUGACCAUCUAAAAACGUGGAGGUUUAACACAAUGAAGGCUUGGAAUGUCAACUGGGAAGUUAAACAUAUGAUGGUCCAAUUUGAGGAAGGCAACAUCAUUUUUAGUUGUCUGUCGGCCGAUUGCAAGGUUAUUCACGAGUUCAUUGGUGGAUACAUAUUCUUAUCGAUGCGUUCGAAAGAAGCGAAUCAAAGUUUAAAUGAAGAACUCUUCCAUAAGCUAACCGGGGGUUGGUCAUAGUUAAUGAAACUUCAGAAGAUAUACAGGGUGUGGAAAAGAAACUUCUAGCAUU